GAAGGCCCGGCCCACUCGGGACUUGGCCAGACUGCGGUUUCGGAGAGUUUCGUUCUGCUGAGGGCAGAGGAGGAGGAGCCGAAAUUGCCGGCUUGACUCCGCCCCCUGUUUCAUCCGAGAAAGGAAACUCAUUCUCGAAGGAGCAGCCCUUCCUUGCGUGGGUCCCCGCAGUGGCCUCCAUGGCGCCUUCCUCGCAGAGCGCGGACCUGAAGCGAGCCGGCAACGAGCAGUUCCGCCACGGGCAGUACAGCCAGGCGGCGGCGCUUUACGGCCGGGCCCUGGCAGUACUGGAGGCGGCAGGGGAUGCAAAUGCAGAAGAGAAAAGUGUUCUUUACUCCAAUCGUGCUGCAUGCUAUUUGAAGGAUGGGAAUCUUAGCCUGUGCAUUAAGGAUUGUUCUGAUGCGCUGGAACUUGUUGCUUUUAGCAUCAAACCCCUGUUGAGGCGGGCAGCAGCCUACGAAGCUCUUGAGAGGUACAAUUUAGCCUAUGUGGACUACAAAACUGUGCUACAGAUUGAUUGUUCUGUACAGGCUGCACAUGAUGGCGUCAACAGAAUGACCAAGGCUUUAUUGGACAAAGAUGGCCUUCAGUGGCGCCAGAAGCUGCCGCCCAUCCCAACCGUUCCUGUUUCUGCUCAGAAAAGGUGGGAGCCACCUCCUGCUGGAAACAAAGUAAAUGCUGCUGCUCCUGUAACAAAUCAAGUGCCUACAGCUGCUACAACCAAACAAGCAAACACAUUGAAACUAGAAGGAAAUGAAUUUGUAAAGAAGGGCAACUAUAAGAAAGCUGUAGAAAAGUACACACAGAGUUUAAAACUUCACAAGCUUGAAUGUGCAACUUAUACUAACAGGGCUCUUUGCUACCUGAAUUUAAAGCAGUACAAGGAAGCGAUUCAGGACUGUUCGGAAGCACUUAAAAUAGAUCCAAAGAACAUCAAAGCAUUUUAUAGACGAGCUCAAGCAUACAAAGAACUUAAGGACUACAAAUCCAGCAAAGCAGAUAUCAACAGCCUCUUGAAAAUUGAACCAGAAAAUGGUGCUGCUAAGAAAUUACUGCAAGACCUAAACAAACUCUUAAAAUAAGAGUGGCUUAAUAACUGUUUUGAAGAUGACAUGUUUUUCUGGUUUUUAAAAAACACAUGGACCAGGCUGAGUACAGCUGCAGACACCACCUUCCAAAUCUUGUGAUAUCUGCCUUAUCCCUUGCUUUAUACGAGAUGUUCAUCCUUUCUUCUAAAGCCUUUUGAAAGUUCAGUGUGACUUCUUGAGAUUUAUAGCUUUCUAGCAAAAUAGCUCCUGCAAUUCUCUGUCCUAGGAAAAAAAUGUUUCUAAUUGUUGGAAAACAUUACCAGCACUUAGAGCAGCCCUGAUCAAACAUGCUUAUUUCAGCUGUAUGUUUGCUCAGAAAGAAACGCUUUAAGACUUUGGCAGUGGAUGUAUAUACUUUUGAUAUCAGCACAGUCCAAACUUAAAACUUGGAGGAAUAGUGACAGGUAGAAGUUAGGAGGGUAAAAAUAGUCUGUACUUGCCUUAUGUUUUGCGCACUACACUCCCAAUGGAGAGCACUUAGUCUUGAGAAAAUUACUUGGAAAUCUAAAGCUGCUUUUGUCCUUUACCAAAGAGCUUAGUACAGUGUUAUCCUUUGUGUGUGUGUACCUUUUGCAUUCAAAAUCUUCAGUUCUUGUUCAUUAGGGUAAGUUACACUUGCCUUUUGUUUAAAUAUGUUUCAUGUUUGCAUAUGCUUGUUACUGUACCGCACUUACCCCCAUUGUACACAUGUCAAAGUAGUUGUAGUUGGAAGUUCGCACUGUGGAAGAUCCAAAUGAGUAGAGAUUGGUUUAGAGUUUCAGAGGCAGAGAAGUAAUGUUAAAUAUCUGCCUACAACAAUACUGUUCUUAGGCCUACAUCCCAUAAAUGGCAGGUGAUUAUUUAUAAUGAGUUCUAGUACUUCAGAUUAUACCUCUGAUUUCAUUUGAAUAAAUUUAAAAACCCAUUCAGGAGGACAGGAAUAAGUGUUUCCUAGCAGUUGGAAGUACUAAAGCUUCCACCAAUCUCAGCCAACACAGUGGUGAAAGCUAUGGGGAUUUGCAGUCCAACCAUAACUGGAAGACAAUAUGUUUCCAAUCCCUGCUGUUAGUUGGCAGAAGAUAAUCAUGGCCUAGUAUUCUUACUACCCUGCUGAUCUUCUACAUGUACUCUAUUACAGAGGAAUGAUGAAUUACAAUAACAUCCAUGUGCCAGCUGGUAUCUCCAAAGACUGUGUAACUCACUGUUUAAGAAUAACCUCAAAUGUUCCACAGCAACAGCAAAAGGUGUAGCUUCCUUAUAUUUUGCUCUCCACCUUCUUGGAGCAAGGUUUCUAGUUGAGUCACCUAUCUUGGGUGGAGGGGCACCCCACCCUUUCCAGGGAGCUUACUUCCUUUUGAGCUUCUGGCUACAAGGCUAUACAGGAGAGAGCUUUGCAUGUUGCCUCUCAAUACAGUCCUGCAACCUUGAGUUACUACUGUUAAUGUUGCACUGAAUAUAGAGCUGGUGCCUGUCUCUCCUCCCUCUGAGAAGAUUUAAAGGAAAAGAAUGGCUGUCUGCAGAUCUUUUAUUUAAGUUUUCUCUCUUUUAGCCUCAGGACAAGAAAUAAAGCUUGUUUUUAAAAUGAUAAA
Molecule: messenger RNA, 2656 nt
Organism: Anolis carolinensis (green anole)
Lineage: Eukaryota; Metazoa; Chordata; Lepidosauria; Squamata; Anolidae
Gene: tomm34
Product: translocase of outer mitochondrial membrane 34
Exons: 7
Coding region: 180-1082 (300 amino acids)
Cellular component (GO): cytosol; mitochondrion
Molecular function (GO): heat shock protein binding
Source: RefSeq, a predicted model, not a curated record